Messenger RNA from Dichomitus squalens LYAD-421 SS1, 804 nucleotides. Its product is annotated as NAD(P)-binding protein. Gene Ontology annotation, molecular function: oxidoreductase activity, acting on the CH-OH group of donors, NAD or NADP as acceptor. The record is from RefSeq and is a predicted model, not a curated record. Lineage: Eukaryota; Fungi; Basidiomycota; Agaricomycetes; Polyporales; Polyporaceae. The transcript is spliced from 7 exons. The coding region runs from base 1 to 804 and encodes 267 amino acids.
AUGCCUUCUUACGCUGUCUUCGGUGCAUCACGUGGUAUUGGUCUUGAGUUUGUCCGCCAGUUUGCUGAAGACAAAGACAACCAAGUCUUCGCGGUCGUGCGGAGCCCCAACAACUCUCCCCUUCUUGCGGAGGCCAUCAAGACUCUCAAGCACAACAACGUGCAAAUCGUGAAAGGAGACCUCGCCGAUGUAACCUCUAUCAAAGUAGCCGCUGCUGAGAUUGGAAACGUCACAGGCGGGUCGUUGGAUUAUCUCAUCAACAACGGGGCCUACAUAUAUACGGAGGGCGUUGCCUUAUCUCUGCCAGACUACGAGAAGCUACUUGAGGACGACCUCCUCAACACCUAUCGCACGAACGUUGUUGGAGUCGUCCACGCUAUCAACGCCUUCCUUCCUCUCCUCCGCAAGAGCGCCAUCAAGAAGGUCAUCACACUCUCCACAGGUCUCGCUGACCCGGACGUGAUCAUUCGAUCCGGCUUCACCGUAAACCCCGCCUACGCCAUAUCUAAGGCUGCCGUCAACCUUGUCGUCGCCCAGUACGCAGGCCGCUUGCAUGAGGAGGGCUUCACCUUCAUUUCCCUCAGCCCCGGGCUCGUCAACACCGCUACUGCGCCGCCGACCCCGGAGCAGAUCACUGCCUACCAAGACACGGUCAACAAGUUGAAGAAGCACUCGCCCCACUGGGACGGGGUACCGCUCACCCCGGAGCAAUCAGUCAAGUACAUGCGCCAGGUGAUUGACAAAGUGGGCCCGAAGGAUUCGGGGGCUUCCCUUUCGCAAUUCGGUAACAAGCAGUGGCUGUAG